Astrephomene gubernaculifera is the source of this 2198-nucleotide messenger RNA. NCBI's taxonomy places the organism in Eukaryota, Viridiplantae, Chlorophyta, Chlorophyceae, Chlamydomonadales, Astrephomenaceae. The record is from the annotation of a GenBank genome assembly.
CUCUGUGUGAGUUGCUUUUCAGCCAAUAUAAGGAGGAGGGAAACAUUUGGCCUGACUGGGGUAGGUCGCUGUAGGUGCAAGGUUAAUUUCCAAGUUCCAGAUAUAACCCAUAUGACCUCCGCUAAUGCCUCCUAGUAAACAUGUCGGAAACAAUAAAAAGAAAGACCAGGAUUUAAAGAAGGAGCGCAGGAAGCGUAGUCGUUGCGAGGAGAAUGACAGCAGCGAUGGCGAGGAUGGGGGCGACAUCUGCAGACAUACCUCUUCACCUGGGGAAAGCAGUCGCGAUGGAGCUAGCGGCAAUGUCACAACUGCCAAAACGUUAUCCCCUGCAACCGUCGUAGCUAUUGUACCGUCAGCAUCCGCCAACGACCCCAAGCUUCCGGGCCGAGUUCGCAGUCUGGGUGUCUCGAAUGGUGUCCAGAGUCCACCACCACCUUCGGCUGUCGUUUUUGCAGUGGCAAACGCGUUGUCGAAGGGUGCGGCAGCCGAGGCUGCAGCCGCAGACAAGGCCGCUGCCAAACGCGCCCGUGCUGACGCCUUACUUGGCCGCUUGACGGACAAGCUCGAGGCCACAAAAGACCCAUCCAAACGACUGGCCCUGCAAGCCAAGAUGCUACGCAUCCUGCCCAAAUGCACACCACCGCAACCAAUGCCAGCAGCAACGAAAGCGGCCCCAGGUGGGAUGUCGGCGACUCCCAGCGGCGGUGCCCCAGAGACCAGCGGGGGGUUUGUCUUCAAGCUGCAACGGACACCCAAGUCGGCUGCGACGCUGAACCUGUCAGCUGCUGCCGUUACGGCAGGAGGUCCUGCAGACGAGGCGCGGAGGCGGCUGCGGCAACAGCGCUUUUCCCAUGCUGCUGAAGAGGGCAGCGACGCUGCUGCCGCUGAUGCCGUACUAGUUGAGAGCGGCGGUGUGGGCACCAGCGCAGCCCUGGAGAAGGAGUACCUUCGCUUGACCAGCCUGCCGAGGGCUUCCGACGUGCGCCCUCCUGGCGUGCUCGCUGCGGCGCUGCGGCUCGUGAAGGCGAAAUGGUUGCAGCGGGCGGAUUAUGCGGCGGCUUCAGAGCAGCUGAAGUCAAUUCGACAGGAUCUUACCGUACAACAUGUACGGGAUGCGUUGACGGUUGACGUGUACGAGACGCACGGGCGGUUGGCGCUGGAGGCGGAUGACCUGGCGGAGUUCCGGCGCUGUCACGGAGUGCUACGGCAGCUGUACGGCGAAGGGCUACCUGGCAACCCCGCCGAGUUCGAGGCGUACGGGCUGCUGUACACGCAAGCCACCGCCGCCGCUCGCAACACGCUGGCUCUGGAGCUGGGUCGGGUGCCGCGGGAGCUGCUGAGUCACCCCUUCGUACGACAUGCGAUGGACGUGUGCGCGGCUGCCAGGUCCGGCAACUACGCUCGCUUCGUUGCGCUGUACGACGGGGCGCCGCGCAUGUCGCCGUACAUCAUGGACCGCCUGCUGGGGCAGAUGCGCUUGUGGGCGCUGCAGAGCUGCGUGGCGGCGCACAAGCCGCUGCCGGUGCCCCUGGAGCUCCUUGCGGCGGUGACGGGGCUUGAGACGGAGGAGGAGGCUGCCACCCUAGCUCAGGAGCAGGGUGCUGUGGUGGACUGGGCUGCGCGCUGCCUGGACACGCGGGCCUCCGCGAGCAAGACCCUGGGGCCGCCUCGGCCGCCUGCCUGACCUGCUGCAGCUGCAGCGAUACCGAUAGCGGUAGAUCCCGUGUAGGGGUGACGUUAAGAGGUCGAGGAGGCUGGCGUGUGCCUCGUGUGGCGCGUGGGGCGCGCGUCGGCUGUAGGAUUCGCGGGGUGCGGUUGAAGGUCCCACGUCGUCAACGUACACCGUCAUGUGUACGGGGUCUUGCUGCCAAAUAGGGUCCGCGUCGGCAUGCAGGGUGCGUCUGACUGACAGACACAAUCGAAUUUCGCAGAAGGGGCGGAAGGAAGAGUUGUUGGGCAACGGUAAGAUUGCUCGUGCGGCUAGGACGGGUGCAAGAUGGCUGCACGUUUGGAAACGUUUGGCGGGUGUCUACGUCGACGAUCGUUCCUUUGCAUUACGGUAGUGAAGGUUGGAUCGGCGUUCACCUGCGUUCACAUUACGGUGGCAAUCUGCACACUCUACACGGAAAAUGCUUGUUUCCAGCUACUACGUUGCACGCUACUCUGCACUGACGACAAAAGGGUAAACAACCAACGGC